AUGCUGUAUCGGUGGAUCGUGGAAACUCAAGGGGAGGCUCUUGACGAUGCCUUGAUUGCGAGAGUGGUACUACAGGUACACCGCUCUUACCACGUCAAGACCGCUUCCGAGUGGAUGGAGAUGGAUUGCUCCCCUCUCUCGUGUCUCGUCUCUUUGUCUCGAUGGAGGUGGAUGGCGAUCUCAACACCUCGGAGGAUUUCACGAGCAAGUUCAAGGGGUGGUUACACCUUCGCUCCGAUUUUUGUCGUUGAAUCCCUCGGCCGAUUGGACACAAGUCCCCCCCAGGACAUCACACAAUCCCUUUUUGCCUCUUCCGAGACAUUUCACUUCAGGGAGGGUAUUGUGUUCGACCUUUCCACCGUCUAUGAUACCCUUUUGGUCGCUCCUUGUUUUUUGGUCUCUCUCUCUCCCUCUUCUGUGACUCGCUUCUCCCUUUCUGGGCCAGUCUGUCCUGCUAGGCUCCUCCAUUUUUGA
This is a messenger RNA of Penicillium oxalicum, 474 nucleotides long. RefSeq lists its product as uncharacterized. The transcript has a single exon. Bases 1 to 474 code for a protein of 157 amino acids. NCBI's taxonomy places the organism in Eukaryota, Fungi, Ascomycota, Eurotiomycetes, Eurotiales, Aspergillaceae. The record is from RefSeq and is a predicted model, not a curated record.